Molecule: messenger RNA, 2772 nt
Organism: Haliotis rubra (blacklip abalone)
Lineage: Eukaryota; Metazoa; Mollusca; Gastropoda; Lepetellida; Haliotidae
Exons: 2
Coding region: 1-2772 (923 amino acids)
Source: RefSeq, a predicted model, not a curated record
AUGCCCGCUGUCAGACAGCUUGAUCUUAACACUGAACCAGAUGACAUUCUACUGACUACGAUCCAAAGUGAGCCAUUCAACUGUGUUGGACAUUCUGUAAACCUUACUAUCUCACCUCGAGACGAUCCUCGCUUCAAGUAUUCCAUUCGCAAAGCUUUCGCUUCUGAUCAGCUUGCACUGUCAGAGUAUUCCUACCCAGUCAAAUCCCUCCAGAGGGAAUAUGCUCAUCUGCAAGAUGCUGUUCUACAUGACAUUCAUGAGGCAAAGCCCUUCAUUCUGAUAGGUUCUGACCAUGCAGAUUUGAUAUUACCACAAACUCCGAUCUGUUUUGGCCCAUCAAAUGCACCAGUGGCUGUCUGUACUAAGCUUGGAUGGACCCUCCAGGGAUUGGCAAAAGACAUUACCUCAGCAAACCGUGAAUGCUGUCUCCUGACUUCGAAUUCGAACCCCUCUACUCAACUUAUGGAUGAUGUUGUGAAACUGUGGAAAGCUGAGGUGAUUCCCUUCACAUCCAAAGCUGUGACCCGAUCCAAGCUGGACAAUUUUGCAGUAAAGAUCUUGGAAUCAAAGACUGUGAAUGUCAGUAAUGGAGAAACCAACCAUUAUGCUACUCCACUCCUGAGGAAGCCAGAUUGCACUCCUCUCCAUGCUGGAAAAGAAUCCGUGAUGGGAAGUCUUCGCUCUGUGGAGAAACGUCUCUGCCGUGAUCCAGAUCUGGCUGAUAUCCACAAUCAGAAGAUCCAAGAACUUGUAGACAAGGAUUAUGUGCAGAUCAUCAAUGAAAGUGAAGCUGCUUCAACCACUGAAUCAUGGUUCAUUCCUCAUCAUGUCAUCCGACAGCACGAGAAGUACCGCCUGGUCUUCAACUGCUCAUAUGAGUAUUCUGGACAGGCCCUGAACAAUCACCUGCUUCCUGGAUCAAACCUCUGUUCUUCGUUGCUAGGAGUCUUCCUGCGAUUUCGCCAGAAGCCAGUUGCCAUAUCAGGAGAUAUCCAAGCAAUGUUUCAUCAGAUAAGAUUACUGCCUGAAGACAGAUGUCUGUUGCGUUUCCUAUGGCGCAACCUCCAGAGGGACCGUGAACCAGACAUCUAUGAAUGGAAAGUGUUACCAUUUGGGACAACCUGCAGUCCAUGCUGCGCAACCUUUGCUCUGAGGAAACAUGCGAUUGACAACCAAACAGAGUAUCCAGAAAUUGCUCAAUCUAUUCUCCAAUCCUUUUAUGUAGACAACUGCCUGGAAAGUGUUUCCAACGUUACUGAAGCCAAGGAACUUAUUGUUGAGAUGAGAAAACUCCUUGCCAUUGGAGGAUUCAACAUGCGUCAGUGGGCCAGUAAUAGUGAAGAGGUCAUUAGAGAUCUUCCAACUGAUGCUAAGUCUGAGAGCUGUGAGCUGUGGCUUGCACAAGAAAAUGAAGAUCCAAAGGAAUCCACCCUCGGCCUCAGUUGGAACUGUGUUGAAGAUGAGAUCUCUUACAAGUACCGGCCAAUCUCAUACCAUCAGCUGACAAUGAAAGUUGUCUACAGGAUCCUUGCCAGCCAGUAUGAUCCACUUGGCUAUCUCUCACCCUACCUAGCCAGAGCCAAAGUGCUGGUCCGAGACCUCUGGAUAAAGAAACGUCAAUGGGAUGAACCGAUAGAACCUGCUGCCAAUCUGCAGUUGCACAUCUUUUGUGACGCCUCUGAGAAGGUGUAUGGAGCUGUAGCUUAUCUGAGAACUGAGGAUGAAGAUGGCGAGAGCAGUAUCGCCUUCAUGUCAGCUCGGAGUCGAGUUGCUCCAAAGAAGUGUCUCUCCAUUCCGCGCCUUGAACUCUCUGCUGCAUUACUAGGGGCUCAGCUGAGUGAAACAUUGACCAGUGAGCUAACUCUACCAAUCACUAGUGUUACUCUGUGGAGUGACUCAACAACUGUCCUCUCCUGGCUCAAGUCAGAUUCCUGCAGGUACAAAGUAUUUGUGGGCACUAGAGUGGCAGAGAUCCAAAACAUGACUGAAGAUCACAGCUGGAGAUACGUUAAUACCAGAGACAAUCCCGCUGAUGAUAUCACCCGUGGAUUAACAUUGAGUGAAUUGUCUUCUACAAACUCUAGAUGGAGACAUGGCCCAUCUUUCCUCUCUGAUCCUCCUGAACAGUGGCCACUGGGAAAAGCGAAGUUUGUGGAAACCCUAAAUGAACUGAAGAGGACCUUUUGUGGUAUAGCUACCAUGUUGUCUGACAUGUCGUCACAUGAAGACUGGGACUCUGCCGUUGACUCACUCAGAUCCAAUAUGUGUACCUCUGAUGGGGCGGCUGCUCCAGACCUUGCCACCUGUGACCUUGAGCAUGAACUGUUUUGCAAGAUACAGAAAGAAUCCUUCCCUGAGGAGCUCACUGCACUCUCAACUGGGAAGCCUCUCAGUUCCUCCAGCAGGCUGAGGCAACUGAGUCCGGAGUAUGAGCCAGAAACAGGUCUUAUUCGAGUAGGAGGAAGGUUGAGAAACUCAAGUGACAUUCCCUCUGAACUUAUGCAUCCAAUCGUAUUGGAUCCUAAACACCCUCUCACUAAGUUACUGAUCAAACACUAUGAUGUGAAGCUUCAUCAUUAUGGCUCCGAACGCGUGUUUGCUGAACUGCGAAGACGGUUCUGGAUUCUCCGUGGUAGAGAAGCUGUAAAACGUCACCAGAGACAGUGUUAUGACUGCCAGCGCUGGAGAGCCAAUCCUGAGGUUCCAAAGAUGGCUGAUCUACCUCCUCGAGAUUACGGCUCUUCAAGCCUCCUUUCUAUUCCACCGGAGUAG